Struthio camelus australis is the source of this 2055-nucleotide messenger RNA. NCBI's taxonomy places the organism in Eukaryota, Metazoa, Chordata, Aves, Struthioniformes, Struthionidae. The record is from RefSeq and is a predicted model, not a curated record.
CUUUAGCUUGUGCAUUAACAAAUGUUUUAGUUAAACAGUAAAGACGGAAGUAACGGUAUAACCAUUUUUGAAGUAGAGGUAUGUGUUAGCACUGUUUAGAGCGUGAAAAGACUGCCUGAUGGUUAGCUCCCCAGCUUGGAGUCUGAGGGUUGACUGCGCCAUGGCUCCCCUUUCUUCACCACUGAUAAGAGAUUCUGCAGUUCUCAAUGAUACACGCAUCACCCCUUUGCCUGCAGUUUAUUCCCAUGUUGAGAUGUGCACAAAGUGGUUUCCAGUGCAGUGAAGCAACUCUGCUGAUAGUGAGCAAGGACUUACGCAUCCUAUGGGAGCAAGGACACUCUUCUUUCUUUUACACAACACCUCACAGUGGAGUCCUAGACUCUUCUUUUGCAUUUUCUUACUAUCUCAGAACAAGUAAUACAAAUUCUCAGGGACAGUCAGCCCUCUUCUGGGUGUAUAAUCCUAAAGCAUUUUCAUUGCUCUGACUUACCAGAACUAUUUUACUGCAGCUGCAGUAGUAUAGAACUUAGCACAGGAGACGUACCUAAGAAACUGGAGAAAUGUUUAGGCAACUAGCUGACCUGGAUGUACAUAAGCUAGCUGGACAUGGCUGACCAGUAUCUAUGCUAAGCAAAGUGCAAUGGCUGCACACUGAACCCAGCACUCUUAGCUAUGCCUACCAUACCUGUCCUAACUCUGCAGAGCAAAGAAGAGAGCUGUGCAUUUGUCCAAAAUUCAACAGAUCUAAACAGGGUCUUGAUAUACAAAGGGCUAGAUUUGAGCUUUGAAGAACUCAUCUACACUUAUCGUAUCUUCAGGGAACACCAAGGGUGUUUUAGAAUACAGACUUCUGAAGGUAUUCCACAAAAGACCUUCAGAACUUUAAAGGAUUUAAUAUACACCUAUGAAAAGCCAAACCAAGGGCUAGUAAUAAACCUUCGCUACCCAGUCAAUAAAUUGAUGCCCUCACAAAGAAGCUUGAGAUUCAAAUCAGCCAUCGAUGACAUUUAUGAUGAAGUUGAUGAGAGCGAUUAUGUUGAUGUCCUACCCUGAAAUGAUCUGCAACCUGAUGAUUUGGGAAGCUGCCCUUUCAGACUGUGCCACAACACCACGACAGAUUACGGACAGUUAUCAGCUGGACAUUCCUGGAUACGGAUCUAUACUUCUGGAAUUAACUCCUUUUGGAGCCUGUCAGAGUAACUGUCUUUUGCUCCAGUUGAUCCAAUACAAGCUACUAUUUUUUUCAGCGUUAGAAGAAUCCUUUUUUUCUACUAGGUGCAUGCAUAUAUGUAUGUGUGUGUGUUUUGUGUUUUUUGGUCAGCAAAUUGUCCAGUAUGUCUCCUGCUAAAAUGAACUACCUGUUGAAAAAAAGCAAUAUAGGUAUGGUAAAUGAAUGUGCAUAAAGCAGUAGCUUAUGGUAGAACUGAUGUAUGUUGAUAAAAAUGAUACACAUGGUGAUAAAAGUUCUGUUGAAAACAUAUGAUGCUUAAAAGACUCCAAAUUCUAUUUUUUUUGGUGCAUGAUUCAUGUUGCCUCAUUGCUGGUAAGUAGAUAGUCAUUUCAGCUAUAGAUAGGCCAAUACUAAUAUUUAUCCUGUAGUUUGAAAUAAUCUAAAUUAGAACAAAAAGGUACUGAUAAAUCUAUGCUGUACAGAGUUAAUAACAUGAACACGGCUUGAACUACUUUUAAUUAGCAGCUCUAGUGUAUUAUUACGGGAGUGCAAGCUUUACAUGUGUGUAGUUAUGAGCAUAUACUUUUGAAUAUUUAAUGUAUACAUGAAAAUAGCUAAUACAUUCAUUUGCCACUGCCAUUAGCUCUGUAUUGUAACGUGCAUGUUUUUUAUUAUUUUAUUGUAAGAAUUUGCUUUGAUCUAGCCCGUCAUUUUAAAUAUUUAGUACACAGUUUUGUACUGAAGGUGAUGUGCAACUAGCAGCCUAAGCCAGAACUGUAACAUAUGCCCUGAUUCUCCCUGUUAUUAGUACCAAUUCUUUCUCAAUUUGUGAUCUUAAGGAAGAUGAUUAAAUUUGCCAAGUAUUUGUUUAGUAUCUUCAACAA